Molecule: messenger RNA, 285 nt
Organism: Lactuca virosa
Lineage: Eukaryota; Viridiplantae; Streptophyta; Magnoliopsida; Asterales; Asteraceae
Source: the annotation of a GenBank genome assembly
AUGACGCCAAUCCCUAACGAACAGCCCGGGGGCGGAGGGCGCGAUAGCAACAACACCACCACUCCAGAGCCAUCAAGGAUCGUCCUCAUGAAUACCAAAGGAGGUUGGACGUCACUGAGCAUGCCCGCACGUCUCAUGGCAGCGAGGGCACAUGAUAUGGAAAAGAAGGAAACGAAGGAGCACACGAGCAAAGUCACAGAACUUGAUGGGAGGCACGAACAAGGAGCCGUUGGUACCGGGGAAGAAAGGAUAGGCAACCACCUCAAAAAAAGAGAACAUAAAUAG